AACAGCCCCGCACCGUUCACAAGGGAUAACCGCGUCCUCCUGCAUUAGUCAUUCAUUCGCCACACUGACAGACGCGACCGUUUGCGAAUGCAGACACACACACACACACACAGAAAAUAAACUUAGUGUUUCUAAUUGGACCAUGACACUUGGUGCUCCGCAGCCCGAUAUCCCGGCCUGAUUAGUCCGCCUGCUUCAGUCUCACCUGCGUUCUACAGCCUUUGACCCGCUUCCUUGGGAAUAUUUCACUGGGAAGGAUCUCCGUGCCUCCUCUUUUCCCCUCCGUUCUCCCCCUUCCCCCCUCUUUCUCUCUCCCUCUCUCUCUCUCUUGCCCUCAUCACUUCUGUUCCCCGGUGACUGGCGCAGCACAGUUCUCACUGUAUUUUUUGUGUGCACUUUCUUUUUUUUGGAGGAUACUUGGCCGUAAACUGCGUCUCAACAUCUUAAACGGUCCUGUUGGCUUCUGACGGCAGCUCGAAGGAGAGAGCGAGAGAGAGAGAGACAGAGAGACAGAGAGGGGCAGAGAGAGAGGCAGGGAGACAGAGGUGUAAAAGAAAGCUUGUUCCCAUGUUUGGGAUCCAGGAAAAUAUACAACGAAGCGGGGGCAGCAUGAAGGAAGAGCCGAUCGGAAGCGGAAUGAACACUGUCCGCUCCUGGAUGCAGGGAGCCGGGAUAAUGGAUGCAAACACGGCCGCGCAAAGCGGUGUCGGCCUGGCUCGGGCUCACUUCGAAAAGCAGCCGCCCUCUAAUCUGCGCAAAUCCAACUUCUUUCACUUUGUGCUGGCCCUGUACGACCGCCAAGGUCAGCCGGUGGAGAUAGAGCGGACAGCCUUCGUGGGCUUCGUGGAGAAAGAAAAAGAACUAAGUGGAGAAAAGACGAAUAAUGGGAUACAUUACAGAAUACAGUUGCUGUACAGUAACGGGAUCAGGACUGAACAAGAUUUGUACGUUCGACUCAUCGACUCGAUGACCAAACAGGCUAUCAUUUACGAGGGACAGGACAAGAAUCCUGAAAUGUGCCGAGUCCUUUUGACACAUGAAAUCAUGUGUAGUCGCUGCUGUGACAAGAAAAGUUGUGGCAACAGGAACGAGACACCGUCAGACCCAGUGAUAAUUGACAGGUUCUUCUUGAAAUUCUUUCUGAAAUGCAAUCAGAACUGUCUGAAGAAUGCAGGGAACCCCAGGGACAUGCGGAGGUUCCAGGUGGUGGUUUCCACAACGGUGAACGUGGAUGGCCACGUCCUGGCCGUUUCUGACAACAUGUUCGUCCACAACAAUUCCAAACACGGUCGGAGGGCUCGAAGGCUCGACCCCUCUGAAGGUACGCCCUCUUACCUGGAACAUGCCACACCUUGCAUCAAAGCCAUCAGUCCCAGUGAGGGAUGGACUACCGGAGGGGCCACAGUCAUCAUCAUCGGAGAUAAUUUCUUCGAUGGAUUACAAGUCAUAUUCGGCACCAUGCUGGUCUGGAGUGAGCUAAUCACCCCGCAUGCAAUUAGAGUGCAGACCCCUCCCCGACAUAUCCCCGGUGUGGUGGAAGUCACAUUGUCCUACAAGUCGAAACAGUUCUGCAAAGGGACUCCGGGCCGAUUCAUCUACACAGCUCUGAAUGAACCCACCAUCGAUUAUGGCUUUCAGCGGUUGCAGAAGGUUAUUCCCAGGCAUCCGGGUGACCCAGAGCGAUUGCCAAAGGAGGUUAUACUGAAGAGAGCGGCAGAUUUGGUGGAGGCACUAUAUGGAAUGCCACAUAAUAACCAGGAAAUUAUCCUGAAGCGAGCAGCUGACAUUGCAGAGGCCCUGUACAAUGUCCCCCGUAACCACAACCAGCUCCCAGCUCUCAGCAACACAUCUGUCCACGCAGGAAUGAUGGGCGUCAAUUCCUUCAGCGGGCAACUGGCUGUCAACGUGUCUGAAUCUUCGCAAGGUGCCAAUCAGGGUUUUACUCGCAACACAAGCAGUGUGUCUCCUCAUGGAUAUGUGCCGAGCUCCACUCCACAGCAAACAAACUACAAUUCUGUGACAACGAGUAUGAAUGGAUAUGGCAAUGCGGGGAUGUCCAACCUCGGAAGUUCUCCUGGUUUUCUCAAUGGGUCUGCCGCCAAUUCGCCAUAUGCCAUAGUACCGUCCAGCCCUACUAUGGCCUCCUCCACCAGCCUUCCUUCAAAUUGUAGCAGUGCCUCAGGCAUAUUCUCCUUCUCGCCAGCCAAUAUGGUGUCUGCAGUGAAACAAAAAAGCGCCUUCGCUCCGGUGGUGAGGCCACAGACCUCCCCUCCCCCGACCUGCACCAGCGCCAACGGUAACAGUCUCCAAGCUAUCUCUGGUAUGAUAGUCCCUCCAAUGUAGAUAGAUCCCAUGCCUUGAAGACUGCAUCCAUGUGCUGACAAUUGCAAUGAAUAUCGUGCUUCGUGAGAAGAUGAGAUGCAAGUCCCACAGAUGAAUGGAACUAUUAACUCAGGCCUUUUAGAGAGGGAUUGUGUGGAGUUAAACAAUCACAAGCAACACUCUUUAAUCCUUCAACCCUGCCAAUUCUGAUGAAUUGAAAGCACGGUGACAAUUUACGCACCAAUUUACAUAGAUCCCCAACAUUCAAGUGACAAAAACAAAGCAAAAUGGUUUGUUCUACGUUGACAAAUGUUCUCUUUUUCCAAAUGCUUAAACCCAAUUUAUUCAUUUUAACAGAACAAAUGCCUUUUAGAAUUAGGAUCUGGAAGGAACUCUGUAAAAGAAUGUGAUGUUAAUUUAUAACGAGAAUCAAAUUUGACUGAGAGAAACAAAAAAGUGUGUGAAGGGAGAUGAAAUGAGUAGUGAUAAAUUAUUAGAUGGGGAAAUGUAGAGAGUUUAGAGUGUGGUAGUUGGUUCCAACCUGUAGAUUUGACAGUGUGGCUUUUAACUGUAACUGGAUUGAAUCUGGAUGUUGCUGUAUCCAGUUUCACCAUCGACUGUCACAGUGCUAAAACUGUUUCAAUGGGAGACUAUGCUGUGUUCAUGGGCUGGUUGAGAUUAUAGACAAAUACAAAAUAGAACAAGACAUAGGACCAACACGCGGCAGCCCUACAGAUGCUAAUAAUGCUGUUGAAGGUGAUGAACUGCUUGUUCGGGCUGUGCAGAAAUCAAACAAAAGCAGGAAUCGUUUAGGAAGAGCUGUUGGCUGCUGUGAUAUGUGGUCAUGGCCGUUGGUUCUUUUGUAAAGGAUGUGACGGCUGGGCAGAACGGCUUUGUUCACUCACAUCCGUCUUUUUAAGGGUCGGGGGUGGGUGGAGGAAUAGCACCAGCUGGCAUCUGAGACUCUUCUUGUGCUUUCCUAAUUGUGUUGCCAAUCGCAGUGCCAGCCAGUUGCUGCAGUCCCAGCCGAGUGCCCAAACAGUCUGGUCCAAAUGCCUUGUUUCCUUUUGAAAAGACAACAUAAAUAUAUCAGGACUAGGUGACGCGAGCGACUACAUAUUUUACAACCAGCACUUCACCAACAAGGGAUUGUACAUUGUGAAGUACUUUGGAAAAUGCAAUAUAGUUUUAGCUGCUGUAUUUACAGGGGUGGAAAUGUAGACAGAAGCAAAAUACCAGUGCUGUGUGCGGACAAACACAAAGGGGGAGUUUUUUUUAGUUGAAAAUUACAAUUUUAUUAGCACGGUAUUGAGAAUGCUCUUAAUCGAAGAACCAUCAGAGUUCUGAUAAUGCAUUAUCCAAUAAUUUUCCGCUGUAUUGUGUUUGUAUGUAGUUAUAAAUAUUGUAGAUUUUUUGUGAAUUUUUUUCCUUUGCCAAAGUUGUUGUUUAAAUAUUUAUACAUUUCAAUGUCUUAAAUGCAAUUUUCAAUAUUAACAAGGAAUUUUAUUGCAUAAACUUAUUUUUUUGCGCCCUAUUUUUAUUACUGCAAGGAGUCCACUACUAUUCGUUAUAUUUGGCUUGCACAUCCUUGCGUAAUUAAACAUGCAUCAGUUUAAAGACGACAUUUGAAUUUUGUUUUGUAAAAUAUGCUUAUAAAUAAUGUAUUUAUCUUUGGAAAUUUGUACAUUGCUUUGUUUUGGCUGUGUUCUUUUCCCUAUUUGUUUAUUCGCUUGACUCAUUUUAACAUGUAAUUAUGGUAAGACAUGGGGGGUGUCAACAAAGUAAGCCAUUUAAAAUUGUACCUGAGUAAAACGUUGUUUCAAUGUAAUUUUAAAGUUUUUGUUUUCCAUAUAUAAUAUAUCAUAUUACAUUUUUUCUUUUCAAUCGAGUCGAUAUUGUGCUAAGUAUUGGUUUAAAUCAUGCUUCCCUUUUCUGUUUCAAAGGUCAAGUCAAAAAAGAAGCCAUUGUCUAUUUUUAUAUUUCUUUGUCAGUUGAACUGAAUUGUCAAGAUUUUUAAAAAAUUGUGUGGCAAAAAAAGCAGCAUCUUAUUCAAUAGCAUUUAGUUCUGUAGAUUUAAGGUGGCAAAUUUUGUUUUUUCACAGUUUAA
Messenger RNA from Leucoraja erinaceus (little skate), 4429 nucleotides. It is a transcript of the gene ebf1a, whose product is annotated as EBF transcription factor 1a. Gene Ontology annotation, biological process: regulation of transcription by RNA polymerase II. Bases 568 to 2343 code for a protein of 591 amino acids. Lineage: Eukaryota; Metazoa; Chordata; Chondrichthyes; Rajiformes; Rajidae. The record is from RefSeq and is a predicted model, not a curated record. Gene Ontology annotation, molecular function: DNA-binding transcription factor activity, RNA polymerase II-specific; RNA polymerase II cis-regulatory region sequence-specific DNA binding. The transcript is spliced from 16 exons.